This is a messenger RNA of Cyphellophora europaea CBS 101466, 681 nucleotides long. RefSeq lists its product as uncharacterized. The coding region runs from base 1 to 681 and encodes 226 amino acids. The record is from RefSeq and is a predicted model, not a curated record. Lineage: Eukaryota; Fungi; Ascomycota; Eurotiomycetes; Chaetothyriales; Cyphellophoraceae. The transcript has a single exon.
AUGUCCACAACCAGAACAUCGGUUCUUGUCCUCGGUGCUUCCGGGCGCACAGGAAGAUUACUAGUCAGCGAGGCGCUCAACAGAAGCAUCGAGGUCACUGUCCUGGUCCGCAAAGCCGCCUCAUUCGAGCAAACGCAAGGUCUCACCAUCGUCGAAGGCACGCCUUUAGAGCUCAGUGACCUGCGACGCGCUGCUAAGGCAGCUCAAAGCCCCAUCUCAGCUAUUGUCUCAACCCUCGGCCAGACACGAAAGUCUGGCAGUCCCUGGGCCGCGCCAACUUCGCCGCCCCGGUUUAUGGCGGACGCUACAGUCCACGCAGUUACCGUAGCCAAGGAGAACAGCAUUCCGAAGAUUGUUGUGAUGUCUCUGUUUGGAGUGGGAGAGUCGUUCAAGAACAACAACUUCUUAAUGCGCUGGAUUUUCAACAAUUCGGCCAUGGAUCAGACAAUUGCGGAUGGCAAUGCUGUGGAUGGGGUGGUGAAGACUAGUGGCUUGAGGUUCGUUCUGGUUAGGUCGUGCGCUCUGAUGGGAGACAAAGUCACGGCUGUGAAGGAGUUGGGUGAUGAAGGCGAGCUGGCCGGAUUCAUGCCCUCGAUAUCUGCACCGACUGUGGCAAGGUUUCUCCUUGAUGCCGUCGAAAGCAGCGAGUGGGAUGGGCGGACUCCGGUGAUCUCAGCGUGA